Girardinichthys multiradiatus is the source of this 2581-nucleotide messenger RNA. Its product is annotated as T-cell differentiation antigen CD6-like. Lineage: Eukaryota; Metazoa; Chordata; Actinopteri; Cyprinodontiformes; Goodeidae. The coding region runs from base 43 to 1572 and encodes 509 amino acids. The transcript has 12 exons. The record is from RefSeq and is a predicted model, not a curated record. Gene Ontology annotation, cellular component: membrane.
GUCUGAGUUUAGCUGGAAGAUUAUCUCUGUUCUGUCACCAAAAUGAAGCUGGUUCAGUUUAUACUCAUCAACCAGUUUGGCUUGCUCUGUCGAGCUCUUCGGCAUACUUCCACUCAAGCAACUGAGACAGCAGAGAGAAAUAAAACAAAGAAACCUGAAGAUGACUUCAGCAUGCAACCUUAUGUUCAUCAACUCGCUGCUAAAUGCAGAUGGACUCUCAAGAUGCCUGGAAACAGGACAGAAGAUGGGGUUCCACUCCCGCUGGAGUUUUCAGACACUUUGGCUGAACGGAUCUGCCAGGAUCUUAACUGCGGAAGAGCUCAUAAUGUCGAGAAAACCACGUUGCCUCCCAACAGUAGCUGCUACCAUGGAUGUUUGUACCAGAACCUGCGUCUGCAGAACUGCUCAGAGACUGUGGAGAUGAGGUGCUCCGUUACCACUAAAGUGGUUUGUGCUCAUCAGUCCCUUCGGCUGUCAGGAGAUACGGAUCGCUGUGCCGGGCGGGUGGAAGUUUGGAAAAAUGGGAAAUGGGGAACGGUGUGUGAUGACAGUUGGGAUCUGAGAGAUGCUGACGUGGUUUGUGCCCAGUUGGGCUGUGGGAAGGCUAUUAGGGUGACGGGUCAGGGUGGAUUGUUUCCUCCAGGGCGAGGACCGGUCCACCUAGACGAGCUGAACUGCACCGGGAAUGAGGAGAACCUGUGGGCCUGUCCGGGUGUACAGAAAGAAUCUGACUGUGGACACAAAGAGGAUGCUGGUGUGGUGUGCUCAGGAUCUUUGAUGUUUUCUGCCACCACAGCAGGUGUGACUGUGGUGACAACAGCUCUCACCACUCCCAGUUCUCCUGCUGCCGUUCCAUCUCCAGAACUUCUCAGCAUCAUGGUUCUGUCUCUUGCAGUGCUUGUACUUUUCAUCCUGAACGUGGUUCUCUGCCUUCUUUACAGACGUCAACAUGUGUACUUACUGCAGCAGACUCACUCCAACCAGAGAGCUUCUACCGAGCAUCCUCAGAACCACUACAAGGAGAACCUGAACCUGGAAGAACUCACUCCCAUCCCGCCGCAGACAGACGUCCCCUCCAGGAUUCUUUGGACCCAGAUUAGUAGUGUUGACAGCACGUCAGUAGAUACAGACUAUGAGCAGUAUGACCUGAGCAAUGACCCGUCUAUCAGUUUAUCCACCUUUCGGAAUUCUCAGAGAUACCAAACAGACUUCAAUCCUUCAGUGAAGCCUUCUGCUCUCAGCAGCUUUGAUGAAGAUGGUUCUGGACCUCAAAACGCACACAUUGGAGCUUUUAAAAACUAUAACAAAGGAGCCGCGGAUCCUCAGUACAGCAGAGUGUCAAAUAUCUCAGAGGAUUCUUUCGAAAUCUCCAGUACCUCCUCUGAAGACUACGAAAAUGUAAAUCCCAGUCAUGUCACGGACAUUCCAGGUACCUCACAACUGGCAGAACCAGGCCAUAACCAGGCAGCUGUAGGCCCUUCACUGUACACCAACACUCGUUUUCAGUUUGGACAAGAAGGAAAGGAGCAGAGUUCAGAUGAUGAUGAUUACUGCCCUGUGAGCCCAGACUGAAAAUCUUCAUCUGAUGAUGAGGUCACUUGGCAACACAUCAAGGAAACGCUGCCCCGCUCACAGAGACAGAGAAAAAACCCUAAAACUGCCAAUCCUUGAAUCUGAUGGUUUGAAGAUGUUGAGCUGUGAGCAAAAACACUGAAGAACAUUUAUUGGUUACAAUUCAGCUUUUUAACAAGAAGCUGCCAUAAUGACAUUUUUAAAAACAUGAUCAUUUUCAGAUAUUACUGAUCUUUGAGAACAAUUUACAAAUUCAUGCUCCCUGAGUGGAACAAGAUGAAACGAUCUUUAAGCUGUUUAGACCAGAAAUUAGAUCAAAUUUCUUCCGAAAGGAGCAAACUAAGAUGGUGUGAUGGAUGAAAGGAGAUUUUGUCGCAAAAUGCUGUGUUCUGCAAACUGAGUGUGGUCAUUCUGUCAGGAGGAGGAUCCAAUCAGUAAAAAAAAAAGGUAAAAAAACAAGUACACCCUCAUUCAGCUGUAAGUUUUAAAGAUAGGACACGAUGAAACAGAUCUGAUCAUUAUAUAUUCUUCAGUUUCCACAGUGUCAUUAUUUAUCAAGCAAAGAUGAUGCAAGAAUGGAAAAGCUGGGUGUGAAAAACUAAGUACACCCUUCCUGCUGCCACAUGAUUUAUGAUGAAAAGUAUCAGCCAGGUGCUGCUGUAGUGGUUGCAGAAUGGUUGAAUAUGGGUUUAAUAAUAAUCACCGAUGAGGGAUCAGGAUCUGCAAAGGUUUAUUCCUGCACAGUAGCAGUUGACACACUUAAUUUGACAGGGAAAAUCUGAGACAAACGUAAAAGUAACAGGGUUUUCUUCCACCCCAUCAAAUUCACAGUAAGGCUUAAAACUAAUUUAGUAACAGUUUAACAUUAACAAUGUCAAGGGACAUCUGUGCGGCUGCCACAGUAAUGGGGGCACUGUGCCGGUCCGUUGUGGUGAAGAGAGAGCUGAGCUGAAAAGUGAAGCUCUCGAUUUACCAGUCAGUCUACGUUCCUACCCUCACCUAUGCCUCA